AUGGUGAGUCCCUCCGGUGGCUCGCCGACAUACGCCAGGGAUAAUAAGAACAGGUAUAUGUCCUCCCUUCUCGCAUGGGUUCGGGGUCCUAAGGCGAUUAUCGGAGGCCGCAACUUCCCCGGCUUCUAUGUCUGGGACCUUGACGCAGAUGCUGAUGCUUUGGAGGGGUUGCCCAGUUCCUGUCGAACAGCGCUGGCGGAGGUAAUCCAAUGUGACCGCUAUGUUCAGACCUUCCUAAGACAAGCCUAUCGGCAGUCAUUGCACAACGACACCCUCACCGCGUCAGUCUGCGACUCUACCCGUGCACAAUCUUUGAAAGGCUGGUUUGACAAUGUCGCCAGCAUUUGUUCGGGACACAACGUCAGUAGCUCCGCCUCAACCAAAUUCGGUGGGCAAAUAUGGGCAGGUUGGAACGAGACCUGUCUCCAGGACCCGGUCACAAAACAGUAUUGCAAUGACGUGAUCGCCGAAUUUGACACCGUGAGCACCAAAGCUCUGCCACACGACCAGCUCUGCUCCUUUUGUUUUGUGGAAAGACUCAAAAUGAUGCAAAGGUCUCCAUAUUUAGUGUAUGACAAAUACUUUCAGGCAGAUUUACAAGUUGUACAUGAGAAAUGCGGUUUGAAUGGCCCUACUGAUAUGCCACCAUCGCUUGAUGCUGUUCCCGAACUAGACCCCAAUCCGAUUUGCGUGUCAGGCAACACAUACACGACCACAUCCGCAGGUGAGACGUGUGAUUCCAUUGCGCUAAAGUUCAAUGUCUCGUCGGCGGCCUUGUUCAUGGCCAACCCAGCGGUCUCCGUGGUGUGCGGCAACAUCGCAGCGAAACUGGCGCUCUGCCUUCCCCUUCCCUGUGAGACCACUUAUGUCCUCAAGGCCAACGGCACAUGCACCUCGAUCGAACUAGCAAAUAACUACCGACUUGGGGAUGUAAGGCGCUAUAAUUCGUGGGUGUCGUGGGACUGCAGCAACCUUCACAAAACUAUUGAACUUUAUGGCAGCGUCUUGUACCUGGGUCCCCAGGGAGGGACAUAUCCAAGCACCGCCCCCAACCCAGGGAUAACAGUGAGCCCUGUUGGGAGUACAGGAUAUCUGCAACCAAUCGUGCCGCCACCGUCCAACGUUACCGUCGCCAAUGGCACGACGCUGCGGUGUGGCAGGUGGCAUGUUGCUGUGGAUGUGAUUCAUGCCCAUCCAUCUGCAUACAGGAAUCCAUAA
Molecule: messenger RNA, 1218 nt
Organism: Aspergillus lentulus
Lineage: Eukaryota; Fungi; Ascomycota; Eurotiomycetes; Eurotiales; Aspergillaceae
Product: LysM peptidoglycan-binding domain-containing protein
Molecular function (GO): chitin binding
Source: RefSeq, a predicted model, not a curated record